Leptinotarsa decemlineata (Colorado potato beetle) is the source of this 1110-nucleotide messenger RNA. RefSeq names its product Nuclear protein localization 4 (gene Npl4). Gene Ontology annotation, cellular component: nucleus. Gene Ontology annotation, biological process: ubiquitin-dependent protein catabolic process. The record is from RefSeq and is a predicted model, not a curated record. Gene Ontology annotation, molecular function: ubiquitin protein ligase binding; ubiquitin binding. Lineage: Eukaryota; Metazoa; Arthropoda; Insecta; Coleoptera; Chrysomelidae.
GUAUCAGAGCUAAUGUUGUAGCAAUCUAUGAACCACCCCAAGAAAGUUCCCGUGAUUCUGUUCGUCUCCUUACAGACGAAAAAGAAGAGGUUGUGGAUCAAAUAGCUGAAUCUCUCGGAUUAAGGCGAGUUGGGUGGAUUUUCACUGACCUUCUACCUGAAGAUAUUCAAAAAGGUACUGUCAGACAUACAAGAAACAUCGAAAGUCAUUUUUUGUCUGCUCAGGAAUGCAUAAUGGCUGGCUACUAUCAAAAUAUGUAUCCCAACUCUUGCAGAUAUGCCUCUAAAGGAACAUUUGGAUCCAAAUUUGUUACCGUUUGUGUAACUGGUGAUGCAAAAAAUCAGGUCCAUAUGGAGGGCUACCAAGUUUCCAAUCAGUGCAUGGCUUUGGUAAGAGAUAAUUGCCUGAUUCCAACAAAAGAUUGUCCAGAGUUAGGCUACGUUAGGGAAUCAACUGACAAGCAGUAUGUUCCUGAUGUUUACUAUAAGGAGAAAGAUUCAUAUGGUAAUGAGGUAUCCCGUCUGGCUCGUCCACUUCCUGUGGAAUACCUUCUGGUAGAUGUUCCUGCCUCUACACCUGUUACUCCACAGUAUACCUUCAACAGCGAUCCUACGAAACAACCGUUCCCUGUAGAAAACCGACUGGUAGAAGGUCACAUUCAGGACUUCAAUGCCUUAUCGACUUACCUGUCACAGUUUGCUUUCAAUGAAUUUUACACUGCCAUCAGCGAUUUUCAUCUUAUCUUGUAUAUAUCUACCAUGGAGAUGUUGCCUAUGCAAGAGUUCAUGGGACCCCUUCUAGAAGCAUUAAAAAACAAAGAUAAAGAUGCUGCCGUGGAAUGGUCCAAGUCAGAACAUUGGGCUACACUCGAACAACUCAUUGCCGCAAGCUCUCCACCUCCAUCAAGACCUGGAAGUGUGGCUUCUGGCAGUGUGACUACAUCAGCUGGCACUUCAUCUGGACCAAAGUGGACCUGUCCAUUUUGCACUUUUCUUAACAACGCUGAAAAUCCCAACUGUGAAAUGUGCAACCUGCCGAGGUCCAGCGGAUCCCAUUAAGAUGAGCAGAAAAGAAGUGGAUUACAUGUGAUGGAAAGUUGGUUUUUGUUUU